Messenger RNA from Carcharodon carcharias (great white shark), 1615 nucleotides. It is a transcript of the gene haus2, whose product is annotated as HAUS augmin like complex subunit 2. The record is from RefSeq and is a predicted model, not a curated record. NCBI's taxonomy places the organism in Eukaryota, Metazoa, Chordata, Chondrichthyes, Lamniformes, Lamnidae. Gene Ontology annotation, cellular component: mitotic spindle microtubule; HAUS complex; centrosome. The transcript is spliced from 7 exons. Bases 88 to 711 code for a protein of 207 amino acids. Gene Ontology annotation, biological process: centrosome cycle; spindle assembly; microtubule nucleation.
CAUCAAUAAGCGCUCUCAAUAAUAAAUUACCUCACUGCGCGACGCAGAGUGAAGGUGGAGCGCGGGAUUGCCCAUCUUCAAGUGAGAAUGCAGUCGGCAAACCCAUGGGAGCCGGUAGUAGCGAACCCAGCAGCCUGUUUCCUCGAGCGGUGCGUGGGAAGGGGAUUGUUGACACAGGAUAUCUUAGAAUUAAACAAGAUAGAGUUUGGAAACACAGUGCCAUUUGUUCAACGCUUCAGACUAAUAGAUGAAAUUUCACACACCAGGGCAGAACUUGAGCAGAAAUCUCUGGAAUUAAAGCUUCUGAAGUUGCAGAAUGACACCGCAGAUAUCACCCACCCGGUGUGUUUGACUGAGAAAUACAGUCGGCUUCAGUUGAUGAACAGCCACUUGGAGGCAAUCUUGCAGGUGACAGUGUCACUGAAACAGCGUUUGGUUCAGCCUAUUUGUCAUCAGUGCCUGCCUGUUGAAGCCAAUUGUCACAGAUAUGUCUCUGAACUCCUGCCUAUGAUGGUUAAGUUUAUUGAGAAACUGGACUCCAAUCUGCAGCUGAUAAGAAGCACCCCUCGCGUGUCCGUGAAAGUGAAGCUGAUGGAAAACCUUGUUGCCAGGAUGGCGUCUGAGGUACUGGAACUGAAAGAAGUGAUGGAUUUUAUCAUGAGGUGGAGAGAGCAGCAGAAGACUGGAUUGGAGAGCCUGGGAAGCAAAUGAUGACUCUGCUUUCCGAUUGGGAAGUCAGUAUCACCCAGAGAAUUGGGCCAUUUGAUACGAGUUUUUGAGUUCCCAGAUUUGAAUGUGUGAACUCCCUAUGGAUGGUCUUAGCAACAGUAAUAAACCAGUGUUUGUGACUGGACAACCACUCAGCUGACUCUUUGGGACAUCAGUUGUGGGAAGUGUCUGGGCAAACUCUGUGAGGUAACGCAAAAUGGUGAAAAUGCUUAGCGUCCGUGGAGAGAGCAGAGGAGCUAAUAUGUCAGCUAAGAACCCUUGGUCAUUCCCUGUAGUGCUGCCAGUGUGAACGUCUGACAGAUUUUACUUGGCAGUGUCUGUGCCUGCUGUUGCACAGGCAGUGACUGCUUCUUAGGUACAUUUCCAUGGGUACCAAUGCUUCUCUGGUUACUCAAGCAACCAAUCUUCAUGUCAGUCCACACAGGAAUAGCAGGGUUAUUUUAUAGUGUAGCCAAGUCCAAUCUUGUCCUCCUCUUAUGUCCAUUCCUGUACAAUUUUCAGCCAGAGCCACCAAAUCAUGACGAGGAGGAGAACCAAGACUGUUGUUCCCCAGCCACAACUCUUUGUCCCCAACUGGAAAUGAAACCAGGGCCUUUCGCUCAGUGUCUUUAAUCUUUAGACAACUGGGGGAUCUGUUAUCCCAGGUAAAUAGGGUCUUGUGCAGUGUCCGAUCAGGAUAAAAUGUCAUCAGAGAGAGCCAGCCCCAAACACAUAGCACAUAAAUGAAUCCUUUAUUGUUGAGUACAUCAUCUUGUAGAAUUUUAUGCUCCCAAUGAUGAUAAUAGUAAUUAUGUGAUGAUAAUGGUAAUAGUUUCACACACAUUUCUUCUAGUCAGAAAUUGGCUAAGAUUAUGCUCAAUUGUAAAUAAAAGUCUCUUUUGGCAUA